AUGAUAUUUGGGAUCCUCGGCAUUACUCUCAGCGCAGUGUUUGCAGCUCUUCGGGUGAUGGCUGUCACCAACUCCAAUAAGUUGUUAACAUCGUUGACGUUGGCGUUGGGUCUCGUUCCAGUUGAUGCUACUGCAUCACGAGCAUGUGCUAUAAUAUCUGAUGCAAUAGUUGUCAUACUUGUCUGGUACUACGCAUUCGACUCUGGCGAGCUAUCAAUUCGAAAUAUAAGCGGCGUUAAAUUCACACUCGCGAAACUCCUUCUGAGAGAUGGAAUAUUCUAUUUCAUAGUGCGGUUCUUCUUGCUAUUAGCCGAUACCAUUCUACAUUGGGUUGAUUACGGAUUCCCAGAUAUCACAGUAUUUCUUACCCCGUUCGUCUUGACACUUGUUUUCAGGCUUGCAUUUUUGCUUAUUCUCAAUAUUAUCAGUGUAUGCGCGAUUCUUCUCCACCGCUUCUUGCUCCAUCUGCGGGCUGCCGUUUCCACUGAUGUUUGGAUCGGCUCUCGUCCACCCUCCUGCAUUCAUACAGAGGAAUUUCUGCAGAUCGAAUCAAAUACGCUUGUGAUGUCUUUCGCGUCUCCCAUGCAGGACGAAAACGAGGAGGAUGUCGAGGGACCGUCGUAUCAUGCAGACAAUCUACCGCUCCCUACGGUGUCCAGCGGAGGCAUUUAA
Molecule: messenger RNA, 672 nt
Organism: Fibroporia radiculosa
Lineage: Eukaryota; Fungi; Basidiomycota; Agaricomycetes; Polyporales; Fibroporiaceae
Exons: 6
Coding region: 1-672 (223 amino acids)
Source: RefSeq, a predicted model, not a curated record